UGAUCUGAACUUCCUCAAUCUGCCUACCAGCAGCAGGUUGACUGCUCUGAGCCAUGCUGCACCACUGCUCUGCCAGCAUUCGGACAUGAGAGACAUACAGAGGAUCUUUAGAUCAGAAGACCCUCAAACUGGCUAAACCGAAACAAAAACUCACAAAAGGGAGAGACACUGGUGCCCAUUCCUGUUCUGACUCUCAUCCUGUGUGAGUGUGAAGGUCACCAUGGCAACUGGGCCUCAGGGUAACCACGGACAGCCAAGGUUUGGCCCCAGGGACCAUCUGAUUGCUAUGUUCAGGGCCUGCUCCAGAGAUCCAACCGAGGCGAUCAAAACAAGACUGAGAUGUUUGCUGCACACCUUUCUGCAACACCACAGGGGCAAUGCAGACAAUGAGAACACCAACGAUUUGGCAGCAAAGUGCUGCUGUGAAGCCAUGGUCUGGUAUUACAGGAUCCUGGAGAUCCUCAUCAGUCAAGAAAGGAAUAGGCUGGGAGUCAGCGACAUCUCAGCCAUAUUGGAGACGGAGCUUUUGCAGUGCUGUCUGGUGGCCUGUUGUCUGGAGAUUACCAUAUCCUCAAACUGCCUUCCAUAUGACUUCCCUCUGCUCCUUCAGAUCUUGAAAGUGGCACCAUACAACUUCCUGAAGGUGAUUGAGGUGGUGUUGCGGGCUGAAGUGGGAUUGCCUCGCCCUGUGGUCAGACACCUCGCUCAAGUGGAAGAGAAAGUUCUGGAGAGCUUGGCCUGGACCAGCGACUCACCGUUGUGGGAAGAAAUCAGAGCCAACGAGGGCCAUCUGCCUACCUGCCAACAGGUGAUGCUUCCUACACAACUUGAAGAUCCCAAUAGAACUCACUCUGACAGAAACCAACCACGAGUUUUGCCAGUGGAUCUCAGUUUUGGAGCUGAACCGGCAGCCAGCACUAACCAACAGCAUGUAAACAGGCCUCGGAGAAGCAACUCCCUCCAUCUGUUUGCUCGCGAGGUUUACAGCUUGAUGGCCAGGCGUCUGAGGGAGAUGUGUUCCCCACUGGGCAUUUCUGAUGAGCUGCGGCUGAAGAUCUGGACCUGUUUUGAGCACUCUCUGGUCCACUGUACUGUACUCAUGGUAGACCGUCACCUGGACCAUCAGUUUUUGUGUGCCAUCUACAUCAUGGCUAAGAUUAGUAAGGUGGAAAUAUCCUUCAAGCGCAUUAUGGAGUGCUACAAGUCUCAGCCACUUGUCAACAAAAGUGUCUGCAAAAAUGUUCUGAUGUCCGAAAGAGACAUCGAAGUAUUUCCCACUGGAAGCAACAAUAAGGGAGGCCCCAGCGCCAUUAACCCGACACCAGACUCCCCAUCAACACAUUAUCCAGGGCCUUCUCAGGAGGAGAGAGGAAAUCUAAUUGACUUUUACAACAAAAUCUACACGUCAAAGAUGCAGCACUUUGCCCAGCAGUUUGCCUCAACAUGUGGAGGGGACACUCCUCCGUUGUCUCCGUACCCCAGACAGUGUAAAGCGUCUCCUCGCAGACAGCGACUGUCCAGCAGCCACAACCUCUACAUUUCACAACACGACACAGACACCACUUCCCCAAGUACAUCUGGACUCUCCUACUUUUUCAACUCAAGCUCCUCAGAGUGUCUGCGUCAGAUCAAUAACAUGAUCAGGACGGGCCAGUCUCCCAACAAGCGGUGCCUUGGGGUGUCAUUGGAGAGAGGAGAGGAGGACAAGGGAGAAGGGGAGGAGGAGGAAGAUGGUCCUUCAGCGAAGAGGAUCCGUUUGGAUGGCCAGUCAGUCUUGCAGAGGCGACUAAGGAAUGUGGUGAAUGAUCGUGUGACAACGAAGGACCAGGACCAGGACAAGGACAAGCACAAGGACCAGGUCCAGGACCAGGACCAGGACCAGGACCAACCAUCUCCAGUUACAAGGCCUAACCUACACUAGAGCAGAGCUGAGCAUGGAGUCUCACUCUGCUGCUGUUUCUGAGACUGUAAUAACAAUGACAGGUGUUAUAGUAACACAGAGCAGAUUUGUGUUCCUUUUUAUAAAUCUGUUAACAAUUCCUUUAGGCCAAAUGCUUUGUCAGCUCAAAUUCUUGUCCUUAAUUUGUGCUAAAAUGAUGCCUUUUUGCUUUACAAUGUUUCUGACACACACUGUCCUUAAAAAGAGCACUUAACCCUCAGCUAAGUGGCCAAUGGUAGAAGAUUGAGAUCAUCCUGAGCAGCUCCCUGGUGGAGGUGUAUGAUGUUGUAUAUAUUUUGAAAUAGGGCAUUGCUGAAAAGUGCUCAGUUAAUUUUCCUUGGAUGAAUAAAACUAGACUGAGAACUGCAUUUAAACUGUAGGAGAAACUUGCUUGCCCCUGACAGCAUCGUGGGGACAAGCUUAUGUCAAGCUUCACCAGUGCCCGUGGCCUAAUGAAUACUUGAUUUGAUUCUGACUGACUAGAUCCUGAUUAAGUGAGGGAUGGCACUUAGAGUUUAGUGCAAGACACUUUAAAGCAGUUGUAUGUGUUUUUCCUGUUUUUAUCCUAUAACCUUUUUUGACAUUUUUUUUUUUUUUAAAGAUAAGCUAAAUUGAAACUAUUGAAGACAGUGUGAAACAUGUUUUUUAAUUCUUUGCAGCUCCAGCUAUUACUGAUUGCAACCUUGAUAUUAUGGAUGAAUCAAUAGGAUAUUGCAUUUUAUUAAAGCCAGCGUCCACUCAGAAAA
This is a messenger RNA of Anoplopoma fimbria (sablefish), 2685 nucleotides long. Its product is annotated as retinoblastoma-like protein 2. Gene Ontology annotation, cellular component: chromatin; transcription regulator complex; nucleus. Lineage: Eukaryota; Metazoa; Chordata; Actinopteri; Perciformes; Anoplopomatidae. The transcript is spliced from 14 exons. The record is from RefSeq and is a predicted model, not a curated record. Gene Ontology annotation, molecular function: RNA polymerase II transcription regulatory region sequence-specific DNA binding. The coding region runs from base 221 to 1921 and encodes 566 amino acids. Gene Ontology annotation, biological process: negative regulation of G1/S transition of mitotic cell cycle; regulation of transcription by RNA polymerase II; cell differentiation.